AUGCCGGGCCUCAAAGUCUCAAAACAACCACAGACAUUAAAUAUCGUCGAUGCCAGUGUCAAAGAGCUUCUUCAUGCCCUCGACAUUCGAGCCAUCACAAGUGUCCAGCUCGUAUCCUGCUAUCUGAAUCGAAUUGGAUACUACGAUUGCCGCGGACCUUCCUUGAACUCUGUAUGUGUGCUCAAUCUCAAUGCAUUUGAAGAGGCACAACAAUCAGAUGAUUACCGGGCAAGUGGCCGGCCGCCACGGCCCCUCGAAGGAAUCCCCUUCACAGUCAAAGACAGUUUCAUGGUCAAAGAUAUGACAGUUGCAGCUGGAUCGCCCGCCUUCGCCGAUCUACUAUCUUCAGAAGAUGCAGCCAUCGUCGCACUUCUGCGAAAAGCGGGAGCUGUGAUCCUUGGCAAAACAAAUAUGCCAGCGAUGGCAGAUGGCGGAUCACAGCGUGGACUGUAUGGAAGGGCGGAAAGCCCUUAUAACCCGCAAUACUCCACUACUGCGUAUGCCUCUGGUUCCUCUAAUGGCUGCGGGACCUCCACUGCAGCCAGCUUUGCGGCAUUUGGCUUUGCCGGGGAAACGGUUUCUUCUGGUCGCUCGCCAGCCUCGAAUAAUGCUCUGAUUGGAUACUCUCCUUCCAGGGGUGUUAUACCGAACAGAGGUCAAUGGCCGCUAUAUCCGACGUGCGAUGUCAUUGUUCCUCAUACGCGGACGAUGGAAGAUUUGUUUGCCGUGCUUAAUGUCAUUGUGGCCGAUGACACGGAAGCUGCUAGAGGAAUCGACUUUUGGCGAAACCAGACAUUCGUUCCGAUUCCCAUGUCCUCGGAGGUUCGUCCGAAAAGCUAUCGCAAUCUUGCGGACUCAGAUGCCCUCAUGGGGAAACGUGUUGCUGUCCCCAGAUGCUUCAUCGGUGCACCGUCCGCAAAGCCAUUCCAUGUGUGUAUCGAACCAGUACAGAAGCUGUGGGAGAAGGCCAGAGCUACCCUGGAAUCUCUGGGAGCAACCGUCAUUGAAACUGAUUUUCCGUUGCUUGAGGGGUAUACAAAGCAGAACUUUCCAGGUCAAAGUUGCAAUGUACCCGGCAUAUCCAAUGAGUGGACCAGCAUUGAGCGCUGCCAGAUGAUUGCCACUGCAUGGGACGAUUUCCUGCAAGUGAACGGCGAUCCAAACUGUCCGAAUCUGCUUUCCUCUGACCCACACAAUAUUCACCCUCGGAUUGCGCCGAUGGAUGAUCCAUCAAAACACACCGAGGCUCAGAAUCAAGUUCGCUACCCUGAGAUGUUCAACUCUAUCAAGGACAGGCAACACACUCUCUACAACCUUCCUGGCGUUGAAAAGGCAGCAAAUGCACUAGAAGAUAUGCGCAAGAAGGAGUUCGAGGAAUGGAUGGAUUCUAAUGGAUUCGAUCUCCUCGCAUUCCCCACGAAUGGCGACAUUGCUUUCGCCGACGCCGACGAGAGUCUUGAGUCGAUGCUUCACGCUCUCCAGGAUGGAGUCAAAUACGCCAAUGGUGGCCGAUUCUUGAAGCACUGCGGUGUUCCUUGCAUCACUCUUCCAAUGGGCACGUUGGAGAAACAGCAAAUGCCUGUAGGCUUGACUUUUGCAUGCAAAGCCUAUGCGGAUAACGACAUGCUGCGAUACGCGUUCGCGUACGAGGCAGCUUCUCAGGCUCGAACCAUUCCCGGAUUAACGCCGUCGAUUCCAUCGGAUCAUAUAUCGCUGGUCUGUUCGGGUACAAGAGGUUCACUUGUUGCCAAGCCCUUGCUCGACAUUUCUUCUGCGAAAUGGGUCUCGUCUGAGACUUCUGGGAAAGAGAUUCGUCGUCAAAUCUCUGUGGCAGGAACUGCACGAUCAUCCGACCCUGAAAUUGGUGUUGAUUCUGUUCAGGUCUUUGUUAAUGGUAGCAAAGUGUCGGAUAUUUCUCUGAAAGGCGAGCAGUGGAAGUGGGAGACUUGUCUUUCUCGGCCCGAGGUCGUUGAUCGCUAUCCAACAAUGGCCAAGGUCCCUAAAGAUCAUCACCUUGUGGUGAUCAUCGCUUAUUUGGAAAAUGGAAGAGGUGCGGCAUCAAUGUUGUUGGUAGACUAG
Molecule: messenger RNA, 2079 nt
Organism: Penicillium samsonianum
Lineage: Eukaryota; Fungi; Ascomycota; Eurotiomycetes; Eurotiales; Aspergillaceae
Product: amidase family protein
Exons: 1
Coding region: 1-2079 (692 amino acids)
Source: RefSeq, a predicted model, not a curated record